AGUCCAAUUAAUUUGGCAACCACAUUUUUUCUUUUUGCCUUUGUGAUUUAUUAUGGCUAUUUAAUGCAGAGUCAACUAGAAAGUUGAAUAGUAAAAGGCUACAGGCUGUGCAGAACAACACAAACCAUGUUCUCAGAGUUGAUGAUAUAAAUCAAAGCCAGAGAAGAGUGAGAAAGAGAGAGUAAGAGAGAGAAUGGAUGUUAGGAACAUAGCAGUGGUGGUGGAAGAUGUUGAUGCAGCUAGAACUGCAUUAUUGUGGGCACUUCACAAUAUCAUUCGCUAUGGUGAUAUAAUCACCUUGAUCCAUGUCUACCCUUUAACAAGAACCAAAACCAAAAACAAAGCUCGUCUUCUUCGCCUCAAAGGAUUCCAAUUAGCACUUUCCUUCCAAGAAAUCUGCAACAACUUCUCCAAUACAAAGGUUGAGAUUGUUGUUGCUGAAGAGGACAGAGAAGGAAUGAAGGUUGUGGCUAUGGUUAAAGAGAUUAAACCUUCAAUGCUUGUAGUUGGACUCCAUGAUCAUAGUUUUAUUUACAAGUUGGCAAUGGAGCAUAAGAGUAUAGCUAGCUACUUCAACUGCAGAGUUCUUGCCAUCAAGCAGCCUCCAGUGUCCCCAGUCAGCUCCAUGGUUUCUGGAGUUGGUGUCCUAGAUAGUUCAACAGAAAUGGACUUUUCACAGAUUCACAUUUGUAGAUUACAAGUUUCUGAUACCCUUCCACAAAAAGUGAAGUACCGAAUUUGCCCUGAUCCAGCUGCAAUUAUUUGUAGAUUAAGGAGGUCAAGGAGAAGGUGAAAGGAGGGUCAACACCUCAAGCCCCUCUUGAAGCUGACUAAGUCCAUAUAGUUUAGAAAUCUUUUUCUUUUGAUUAAAGUGGUCCCAAGAAACAGUUGGAGAUUUGAUCUCAUUAUUUUGCUCCCAAUAGUUUAUUAAUUCUCGCCUGCCAUAGAUAGAUACAAAGGAAGAGUGCAGUUUACAUGGUAUAACUUUGCUGUUAAUUUGUACAUUUGUUCUGAUUGUAUAAAUUAAGGAUCUCGUGGUAACGGGCAUUUACCUGCUUACAUAUUUGAAUAGUGAAGAUAACAUUUUAUGUUUUCUCUA
This is a messenger RNA of Lotus japonicus, 1099 nucleotides long. RefSeq lists its product as uncharacterized. The transcript has 4 exons. Bases 194 to 793 code for a protein of 199 amino acids. The record is from RefSeq and is a predicted model, not a curated record. Lineage: Eukaryota; Viridiplantae; Streptophyta; Magnoliopsida; Fabales; Fabaceae.